Molecule: messenger RNA, 1038 nt
Organism: Lymnaea stagnalis (great pond snail)
Lineage: Eukaryota; Metazoa; Mollusca; Gastropoda; Lymnaeidae
Source: the annotation of a GenBank genome assembly
AUUUGUAAUCAUGUUGUUGUUGUUACUUUUUUUUUAAUGACAAUGAUGUUUAAUCUCUUGUCUAAUUAUAUCCCGCAGAGUCUACAAAGCAGCCUGCACCCCCAGGGCGGCCUCGGCGUCGUGUCGCUCAGCGUCAUCUACGGCACCACGGUGCUGUCUUGCCUUAUGGCGCCCUGGCUCAUCAACCGGAUGACCACGAAAUGGACGAUGGUGCUGGCCUUCUCGCUGUUCACCGCCUACUUCGCCGCCAACUUCUACCCGCGUCACUUCAUCAUCAUCCCCCUCAGCGUCAUCCUGGGCGGGCUGGCCGGCCCCAUGUGGAGCGCGCAGGCGACCUACGUCACGACCCUCGCCCUCACCUACGCCCAACAUCGGCGCAUCAUCUUCGAGUCGGACGACGUCAUCAACCAGUUCAUGGGCGUGUUCUUCGGGUUCUACCGCUGCAGCCAGAUUUGGGGGAACAUCAUAUCAACUCUCAUACUGACGCGAAACGAAACCGACUCGUCCUCGAACGCAACUUUUGACCUUAGUAUGGAUUGGGAAGGGAGCCCCCCUUGCAAUUCGACCUCGCCGGGAGGUUUCCUUGCCUACGCGGCCAUGAACGAUCGCGUCACGGUAAACUCCUCGGCUCCGACGACGUCGGUGACCGCGAAGGAGUUGCGAUCUUCUUGCGGGGCCAGCACCUGCAACUACCUCAACGGCAUCAUCGCCUCGCCGGCCGACGGCACCUACAGCAACGACAUCAACGACCUCGGGGCGUCCAUCUCGGAGUCGACCCGCUACAUGCUGCUGACCACGUACCUGGCGUGCGGGGUCAUGGCCGCGGUGGUCGUCAUGUCGCUCCUGGAUCAGAUCCACGUCGGCAAGACGGAGGCGGACCCCGAGUUCUCCCAGUCGUCGUGGGAGCUGUGCCUGUCCACGGUCAAGAUGCUCAAGGACACCAAAUGCCUGCUGCUGAUGCCCAUGGUGGUGUUCGUGGGGCUGGAGCAGGGUUUCAUGUUCGGGGAUUUCACAAAGGUGAGUACAAGAAACAAAUGA